Molecule: messenger RNA, 1617 nt
Organism: Fusarium vanettenii 77-13-4
Lineage: Eukaryota; Fungi; Ascomycota; Sordariomycetes; Hypocreales; Nectriaceae
Exons: 3
Coding region: 1-1617 (538 amino acids)
Source: RefSeq, a predicted model, not a curated record
AUGUGCUACCAUGAUCUGGUUAGGUUCUGCUGCGGCCAUCGAGUAUGGAGCAAGAAGCAGAGGCCAUGUGACGACUCUCUGGCUGGCGGUGAGUGCCAGGAGAAGCGUAUCCGGAGGCACGUCUACGUCCGUACGAACGAUCGCUGCUUGCCCUGCGAGAUAGAUAGAGAGCCAUCUUGGCUCGAUCCCAUCCGGGGCGGUCUACCCAACCGUGCGGCGACAUCGCUUACUGCCCCCAACGAGACCUUAUCAGUUCAAGAUCCUCGUCACAUUUCAGAUGAUGUUCCUCCGCCAAAUGAUGAUUUUCUCCAGGAAGCAUGGGUACCAGGACUUGCUUUGUUGGCGACAGCGACCGAGAUAGUCCUGCAGCUUGAGUCGCAGAUGAAACGAUUCGAAGAGGACCGUCAGAAGCUCACUAGAAGAGUCUUGGAGGCCAUGAAGAACCCCGAAGACCCCGAUCGGAAGCGGGACCUACCAGCUAGCAACCGUUCAAGGCCAUCCAAGGCCAUUUUGCGAACUACGGAAGGCUCGGGUUCACCUUAUUCACGGCUCAACCUAAAGGCCCGACAGAUCCGAUUGCUGGAGUUACGUCCCACCAAAAAUCCAAAGGAUCUGACAUUAUCCUUUCUGUGUAUGGAGCUGCGCAACUGUCCUUCGUACACUGCACUCUCCUACACUUGGGGAGACGAAGAAGCUACCCGGAAUAUCAGCAUUGAAGGAGGCGGGGCAAUCAACAUCCGCGAGAACUUGUGGUCCUUUUUCAGCCUACAGGGCUCUCUCAUCUCUGGGUCUACAUUCUUCUGGAUCGAUGCAGUCUGUAUUAACCAAUCCAACGUCCACGAACGCAACCAUCAAGUCAGCAUGAUGAAAGAAAUAUACGUCAAUGCGUCCAAGGUCUUUAUCUGGCUCGGGCCGGAAGGUGAUAAUAGCGAUCUAGCGAUGGACUUUAUCGCUACGAAAGGUAGACGAGGACUCAGGCGCCGGGGUCCUGGCUUUCAUCCUAUUUGGCCGAGGCAUGUUGGCAAGGCUCUGAAUGACUUGUGUGAACGCGCUUACUGGAGAAGGAUGUGGAUUAUUCAGGAGAUUGUGCACGCCGACAGUAUCACUGUCUGGUGCGGAACUAAGUCCUUCAGAUGGCACGUCUUUGAGAGUCUCUAUCUCACCCUCAAAACUCUGGAAGAAACAUCUUGGUUUCCACACCAUCCACAUGCAAUAAGAGUAUUGCAAAGCUCGGCUUUUACCAUGGUCUGGCAGCGUGCACACUGGCGACAUCCUGAAACUCCUUCUCCGCGACUUCAGGUCCUCAUCGAUAUCUUCCGCGACUGGCAGUGCACAGAUAUCAGGGAUAAAGUCUUUGCCCUGGUGAGCAUGGCGAGCGACGAAACAGCCAUCGUUCCCGAUUACUCUAUGUCGACUCUGAAUGUUUAUCGUGCAGUUCAAGACAAGCACGAUGGUGAGAAACACCAGUUCUACAACAUGCUAUCCCAGAUUCUAGCGAUACCGCAAAACGAACUAAUGUUCGAUGGGGACAUGGUCGAAUACAAACGCCACCCCCCAGAGACCCUGGUGCUGAGGGCCCUAUUCGGCGACCAUUUGUACAACGAUGGUGCUGUGUGA